CGCCUCCGUCAUCACCUGACUUCGCCCUCUGUUAGUCAUAAUGCUUCUCCAUGAGAUCGAGAGCACUAGGCAGAUCCGUAUCACGGAGCAAACCGCAUCGACCGAUCGGGAUGCCUCCGAGUCCACAUAUAUGCACUGAAUCCUAGACUUCAGCACUGCGCCCCUUUGUCUUCUCGUCUAUCAGUUCGUCGUCGCUCUCUUCCGCACCGAGCUAUCCUCCGCUUUCCAACCUUCAAACCGCAUGUGUCACAAUCCGAAUGAGUGAGAUGGGACUUCUUGACAGGUCCAACUAAGGGGUGGAGUGAUUAUGAUAUUCUAGAUCCUGCAGCAUGAGCGUGAAACUAUUCGAUAUUUCACACUCAACUUCUCGCGUUAUUUCGUUGAUUUCGAAAACACGUCCCGAGAGAUGCGCUCCAAGCACAAGAAUGGCACUUUCGUUACUCAGUGUUGGCUCAUUCCGCGGAUUCCUCUAUUCUUCCGGCCCACUGUGCCGGGGGAGAUGACCACACUUCCCGAUCGCUUACUUUGGUAUCUACCCUUAGCUUUGAGGCGCAAAUGCGGUACAAUAUCUAUCGUCUUCCUCGCCAGGUUUGGGUGUUCUAGAUUUGGUGCUCAGUUCAAUAUCGACGCCACCGUGAUCAGGGAGAGAAAUAUCAUUUCGAGAGGGUAAUCUGCGGAGUUGCGCCCAUGAAUGUGUCGAAGCCACUGUCAACAAUCCGACAAAGGUUCCGUAACCAGGUUUGAAGUGAAGGCAAAGAUCUAUCCGAUGGAACACGGCUGGGAACUCCCAUGAACUUUCGUUUGGCCGAAAUGAUGUCGUCUAGCGGCCCCUUGUACCAUGUUGUAAAUUGGUGCAGUGGUUUGCGCCUCCCAUGUGCGUCAUACCUGGCAAGCAUCCAACCAAGUAUGUAAAAAAAGGAUUCCAGGUCAUGCCUGUACAACCUUUGGGGAGCGGGGCCUGAGGCGGUCAAUAGGUCAAUGGAAAGGAAAGGGAGGGUGCCAGUGAAGGUAGGCUCAGGUGACAA
Messenger RNA from Cantharellus anzutake, 1025 nucleotides. RefSeq lists its product as uncharacterized. Lineage: Eukaryota; Fungi; Basidiomycota; Agaricomycetes; Cantharellales; Hydnaceae. The record is from RefSeq and is a predicted model, not a curated record. The coding region runs from base 407 to 670 and encodes 87 amino acids. The transcript has 3 exons.